AUGGCAUCCCAGGCCUUAUUGGAGCUGCAGCUCUCUAACCAAAGCCAGCAGGCGUCUCCCAACAUCACCUCCUGCAAGGAUGCUCCAGAAGCCUGGGACCUGCUGUAUAGGGUGCUGCCAGGCUUUGUCAUCACCAUCUGUUUCUUUGGCCUUCUGGGGAAUCUUUCAGUACUGUCCUUCUUCCUCCUGCCUCGGCAGCGGCGGAGACAACACCGCUUAACCGUCGCCGAAAUCUACCUGGCUAACUUGGCAGCUUCUGAUCUGGUGUUCGUCCUGGGGCUACCCUUCUGGGCAGAGAACAUCGGGAACCGUUUCAACUGGCCCUUUGGCACUGAACUCUGCAGGGUGGUCAACGGGAUCAUCAAGGCCCAUCUGUUCAUCAGUAUCUUCCUGGUGGUGGCCAUCAGUCAGGACCGCUACCGGUCCCUGGUAUAUCCCAUGACCAGCCGAGGGUCCCGGCGGCGGCGGCAAGCCCAGGCCACUUGUCUGCUCAUCUGGGUAGCAGGGGGCCUCUUGAGCAUCCCCACGUUCCUACUACGUUCUGUCAGAGUCGUCCCCGACUUGAACAUCUCUGCCUGCAUCCUGUUUUUCCCCCACGACGCUUGGCAUUUUGCAAGAAUGGUGGAGUUGAACAUUUUGGGUUUCUUCCUCCCAUUGACUGCCAUCAUCUUCUUCAACUAUCACAUCCUGGCAUCCCUGAGAGGGCAGAAGGAGGCCAGCAGAACGAGGUGUGGGGGUCCCAAGGGCAGCAAGACGACGGGGCUGAUCCUCACUCUGGUGGUCUCCUUCCUGGUCUGCUGGGCUCCCUACCACUUCUUUGCCUUCCUGGAUUUCCUGGUCCAGGUGAAGGCAGUCCAGGACUGCUCCUGGAAGGAAUUCACGGACCUGGGCCUGCAGCUGGCCAACUUCUUUGCUUUCAUCAACAGCUGCCUGAACCCACUGAUUUAUGUCUUUGCGGGCCGGCUUUUAAAAAGCAGGGUCUGGGAACAUUAUAAGAGAUGCAGCCCUGGAAGUCUCGUGUCCAUAUCCCCCAAUAGGAAAGAACUCUUUCAACUGUUCUGGCAGAAUUGA
Molecule: messenger RNA, 1071 nt
Organism: Arvicola amphibius (Eurasian water vole)
Lineage: Eukaryota; Metazoa; Chordata; Mammalia; Rodentia; Cricetidae
Gene: Bdkrb1
Product: bradykinin receptor B1
Exons: 1
Coding region: 1-1071 (356 amino acids)
Biological process (GO): response to mechanical stimulus; inflammatory response; immune response
Cellular component (GO): membrane
Molecular function (GO): bradykinin receptor activity
Source: RefSeq, a predicted model, not a curated record